UUAGUGUGGAGAGUUGUAAGCCUUCGUACCGAGAAGAAUCGAGGUAGGGAAGGUCGAGAGAGAGAAGAGAGAAGGAUGUCUGGAGCAAGCAGAUUGCUGAGAACCACUAGAGCUCUUCGGUCGGAUCGUCUUCCUUCUUCCAGCUCUUGCUCUCGUCUUCUGCCUCCGAGAUUUGCAUGGAGGGGAGGAGAGAAGGAGCGCUUGGCAGGCUGCCAAGGGAGGAAGAAGGUGGCGGCGGCGUCCGACGCCACCGUCGUCUUGCCCGACACAAAGCAGAAGCCUUCGUCUGCAGAAGGAAUGGAGAUCGCACAUCUCUCCACCCUGAUAACCGAACUGGCCGACGCGGCCCGCCGACUCCUGGACCCAUCGAAACGGGCAGUCUGGGUGAAGAACUGGAGAACUGUUGCGGAGAUCCUAAUCGAAAAGGGUGUCACCGGUUGCCGAUCCUUCACACUGAUCGCGGUUGCAGGAUCUCUCAUAGGCUCAAUCUUGUGCUUCGUCGAGGGUUGCUUCUUUGUUCUGGAAUCAUAUUGCCAAUAUUUCCAGCCAGGCAUGGAUCAAGGUGGAAUCAUACGGUCACUUGUGGAAGCCAUAGAUAUGUUCCUCGUGGGGACUGCUCUGCUUACUUUCGGAAUAAGCUUGUACGUCAUGUUUGCAAGCUCGGAAGAGAUGAAGCAGAAAAGAGGGUGGCAAACAGCUAAAUCCUGCUUUGGAUCAUUCAAUCUCAAGAAGCUUGCUGAUAGCAUGGAGAUGCAGUCGAUGUCGCAUGCGAAAUCCAGACUCGGGCAUGCAGUUCUCCUGAUUCUUCAAACAGGAGUGGUGGACAAGUUCAAGAACGUUCGACUGGCGAGUGGGAUGGACUUGGCUUGUUUUGCCGCAGCGGUGUUUGUGUCCUCAGCUUGCGUUUUCCUCCUCUCCAAGCUCUCGAUGCAGCACAGCAAAACUGAACAGGAUAUAAGCUGCCAUGUCUCCGAUGCCGGCAAAGGAAUGAUCCGAAGAACAUGAUUUCAGCAACAAUUUGUUGGAGCAAAUUUUCCAGCCUGAUUCUUUUUCGAGUCUCUCUUCUUAUUCAAGAAAAAGAUGGACUUCGUAGUUCAUCAUUCAUUUCUGUUGUAGGAGGAAACAAAGAACAUAUUCGUAGAAACUUGCUGAUGAUAAAGCAAUUUCUUGUAAGAGUAUCAAAGCAACAAUUACAAAGGAAUACCCAAAAAACAUACUUAUUUUGUUCUUUUAA
Molecule: messenger RNA, 1234 nt
Organism: Musa acuminata subsp. malaccensis (wild Malaysian banana)
Lineage: Eukaryota; Viridiplantae; Streptophyta; Magnoliopsida; Zingiberales; Musaceae
Source: RefSeq, a predicted model, not a curated record